AUGCCAUCCCCUAUGCCCCCGCCGCCGACCAAGAGCGUCUUCGUAACCGGUGCCAACGGAUAUAUCGGUUUUGCAGUGUGUCGUGCUUUCGUACGCGCCGGUUGGAAAACAUAUGGACUUGUCCGGCGUGCUGAAUCAGCCCACGAUCUUGCUGCCAAGGAAAUUAUACCUAUCGUCGGCUCAGUAUCCCCGGAUACUACUUUCCUCAAGGACCUAUACCAAUACACCAAGACUGUCGACGUAGUUGUAUCAUGCACAGAACAACUUCCCUUUGGCGCGCACUUCGAGGCACUCGUGGCCAUAUUUCGCGAGCUGGCCGAGACUUCUAAUCGGAACGGGGUCGGGCCCCUUGUGUUAUUUAGCUCCGGCUGCAAAGAUUACGGCACAACUGGGGUACACGGAUCCCCAGGCCUUGCGCCUCACACUGAAGAGUCGCCUCUGCGACCUGCUGCGUUUGUUCAGGAGCGAACUUACAGCUCACUAAAGAUCUUUGAGCAUGCAGACCUGUUUGAUGCCGCGCUCAUACGCCCUACGCCACUUUUCGGCUACGACGGCUCUUACACCGGUUUCGCGUUUGAACUUGGGGCUGCGGCAACCAAAGCUGAGGAUGGUACACUCAGAAUCCCUCACGACUUUAACACUAUCAUUCACAGCUGCCAUGUGGAUGAUUGUGCCGAGGCGUACUUGGCCCUAGCGGAAUAUCCCGACCGGAAGGCCGUUGCAGGACAGUGUUUUAAUAUCUCGGGACACUCCUAUGAUACGUUGGGUAGCAUAGCACAAGCGCUGAGCACCGAGUACAACCUGCAUGGCGGCGUGGUCCCAGGUCCUUCCAGUGAAGAGACAGCAUCAUUUGUAGAUCUGCUAUUUGGGUACAGCCAGUGGGUCGACAGUACCAAGAUUCGGCAGCUAACGGGCUGGACGGACAAGAGACUCGGAUUCGCGGAAAACUUACAUGUUUAUCGUAUGGCCUACGAGGCGGCUGCGAAACAAGGACAUGACGGGGUGUUGAGGAUUAAGGAGCGAAUUGAAAAUAUACUGACCCCCACAGGCAAAUGA
Molecule: messenger RNA, 1056 nt
Organism: Hypoxylon fragiforme
Lineage: Eukaryota; Fungi; Ascomycota; Sordariomycetes; Xylariales; Hypoxylaceae
Product: NAD(P)-binding protein
Exons: 1
Coding region: 1-1056 (351 amino acids)
Source: RefSeq, a predicted model, not a curated record